AUGUCAUAUUUGGUUGCCUUUCAUGUUAAUCAGAAACAUCAGAACAAGGUCAAGUCAGAGUUUAAUGCCUAGGUUGUUUAAAUGGAUUAUAUCUUCUCUCAGGGAAAAGCUCCAACACAAAUUUUAGUCUCUGCACUUUUGACUGCUAAAUCACUCACCAAUCCACUAUCAAUGGGUGUGGCGCCUAUUGCUAAUCUUGCAAUUAAAAAUAUGGAUGCGAGAUUUGCCCAGGAGAAGUUUAGUAGAAAAAUUGGAUAGCAGUAAUUGCUGAUAAUGAUUAAGAUCUGCAAUAAAGUACAUUUAAAACAUGCCAAGGUAUUUUUUGAAAUAACAACGAUAUUAGAAUGUAAGUCAGGAUAUGAAUGCUAAAAAUGUUCUAAAGAUGAUAUAACUAAAUGUACAUAAUGCAACCAUCCAACUAAUCAGAAAUCAUUGCUAACAGAAAAUACUGAAAAUCCAUGCACAUCCUAGAUUGAUGUCUGUCUAGAUGUUACGAGUGAGUAAAAUUGCAAAACAUGCAUCUAUGGCUACAGCAUAUUUACUGAUGAUAAUGGAAAUUAAAAAUGCCUUAAAUGCGAAAAUGAUUCACUAAAUACAGAAAGUAUUAUAAUAAGAUGCAAUUUCUCUGUUAAUGCAUUGACAGGUCUACCAUAAUAAGAAUAAAUUACAGCUUGUUUAGAUGGAUUUUUUGAUCCUCUAAAAAAUACGUGCACAACAAAUUGUGGUAUCGGGAGGUAUGGAUAGGUAACUUUCAAUGACAGAGGCAUGAUCGACUCUGCAAUUUGCAAUGCUUGUGAUGAUAAUUGCUUCGAGUGUGCGACUAAAUCAGAAUGCUCAUCAUGCAAAAAGGGUUUUUAUUUAUUCACCUCGUCAAAUUAAGUUACAACUGGUUAAUGUCUCAAAAAAUCAGGAACAGCUGAGUUUACCCUUUAUGUUGAUAGCAUUUUUGGCAGGCAUACAACUAAUGAGACUACUGGUAUGACUCUUGAUGAUCCAUUUUAUUCACUAUAAAGUGCAAUAUCAAAAGCUUAUGAGUAUGGAGCAAUAUACGAGAAAUCUGUCAUCAAAAUAAUACUUGUAUCAGGGAAAACUCACUCUAUGCUAAGAUAUUAUGACAACAUUCUUCUACCUAGAGCCUAUGAUUAAAAUUCAUAAACAACAACCAUCAAAAUUGACACUACCGAUAAAACAUAAGUUAAAGUUCUAUAUAAACUAAGAGAUAAAUACACUUUCUUAGUAGGUGGAGGAUUAGAGAUAAGAAAUAUAGAAUUUGACGCAAUUGAUUCAAUUAUAGACUCUAGAUAUACCAAUUUGAAUAUCACACUUUUAAGUUCUAAUGAAUACGCUUGCUUGGAAGAUUUAUUUAGUAACUGUUGCAGAUUUUAAAAGGACGAUUCUAGUGGAAAGUACGUGGUAAGUGGACCUGAUUUCUGCUAUCUAAAAAUACUGCCAAAUGAUUAGUGUCAUCUGCCUAUUGGUGGUUCAUUAAUAUAGUUUGAUAUCUCUAGUUAAACAUCUUUGGCUUCACCUUAAAAUGUUAGGUUUGAGAACUUUAUUUAUGAUUUCAACACUAUAAUAGAGUUAAAUGAUUUUGGUGGACACAUUAGCCUGAUUAAUACUAGUUUCAUCAAUAUCAAUUCAUGCGGGAGUGUCAUUAGAAAUAAGAGAUUUGAUCAUGUUUACAACUAUCUUUAGCAAGGUUUUAUUCUCUAAAAAAUGCUAGAUUCCUUUGAACUACUCAAAAGCAAGCUGCCAGAAUCUGAUAUCUUUUAAAAUUUAUGUGGCCAAUCUAUGAAUAUACCAUGCUUUAGUUUAAACAUAUCUGGAGGUACAGUUAAGGACUUUGGCAAGAUGAUUAAUUUUAGUUAAGCUCAAUUAUGGGUAAAUCCGUAACUAAAGUUGAAAAAUCUGGGAUAAUUCUUAGACAUAGAUAAUUUUUAAGGUCCAGUAAUAAUCCAAAAUGUAGAUUUCACCAGCAACCUUGCAGUAAAUCUUGACUAUGAUUUAUCAAAGAAAAUCCUUCAAAAUGACUAAUCAGAAUUGGACUAAUAUUAAAAAUAUGGAGACAAAUCUGCUAUUCAAAUUAGAUCAUUAGUAUCUAUAGUUAAUCAUGGUGAAUACAAAGUUGAGAUAUUAAAUAAUUAAUUCAUAUUGAAUUCAGGCACAAAAGGGAUUUUGUAUCUUGACUUAAAUCAUAGAAGGGAGGAUAGCAAAUUGCUAAUUUAGUUAAACCAAUUCAACAAUAACUUUGGUAUGAUUUAAAGUAAUGCUCUAUAUAUUAGAGCACGAGGUCUAGUAGAUAAAGACGUCUAUCAAUAAUCUCUAGACAUUUAGCAAGAUAACUGCCUUGGUUAUGAGAUAAAAAAUAAUAUUUUCAAUAAAAAUUUUGGAUUCUAGGGAAUUUCUGGAGGACCUAUAUAUUUUGAAUGUACAAACUACUAAAUUCAAGAAGAUGUCAGUGGAUUUAUUGAACUUACUUAAUUUUAGGAAACAAUUGAUGAAAUUCAUGGUUCGCUUAAUCUGAAUAGCCUUGAACUUGAAAACUAUAGUUUGACUUUAGAUGGAAAUACUUACAUUGACAAUUCUGCUUCAAAAUAAAAUGGAAUAGUAAACAUCAUAAAUGUUAAAAAGCUCAAAAUAUUAAAUGAGGUAUAUAUCAAUAAUACUGAUGCAUUCUUUUAAAAAUCAACUAUUCUUGCUAAAAACAUACUUCAAGAAUACAUGCCCUAGGAUACAAAUGAAGAGAUAAAUAUAACUGGCAUUGAUUUCGAUUCAAAUCUAGCUAAAUCACUUAUUAAUAUAUAAAGGUCUAGAUAUGUAUUUAUAAAUUCAAUCAACUUUGAUUCUAAUUACUUGAUAGAGCCAGACUCAAGCUAUAAUAGAGCUCAAGCAAUAUAUUUUACUGAUAUAAUGGCAGCUUGCUAAGUAUAAUUCAAACAAAUAUUAACACAUAUUAACUAAGAAAUAGUAGCUAUGACAAUUGGUAUUUAAAAGAUUCAACUUUUAGAUAGAAUUCUAUUGCCAGCAUCGGUAGCUUAUUAGGCAUUCCGCUGA
Stylonychia lemnae is the source of this 3054-nucleotide messenger RNA. NCBI's taxonomy places the organism in Eukaryota, Ciliophora, Spirotrichea, Sporadotrichida, Oxytrichidae. The record is from the annotation of a GenBank genome assembly.